This is a messenger RNA of Knipowitschia caucasica, 330 nucleotides long. NCBI's taxonomy places the organism in Eukaryota, Metazoa, Chordata, Actinopteri, Gobiiformes, Gobiidae. The record is from the annotation of a GenBank genome assembly.
AUGUUGCCCAGCGACAUUGGGAUCUGCAUGGAAGGAGCAGGAGCUGGAGGCAGUGAUGAGAUCUUGAUCCUUGCAGUAGGAGGCGUGGCCUGCACUGCCCAGGGCCAGGACCAGGACCAGGACCAGGACCCGCUCCUGCCCCAGGCCACAGCACGGGCACUUCUGCUGCUGGCCACCAGGGGGCCUGUCCCGGGGCACAGAGCACUCCUUAUGCUCGGAGCGGAGUGGGGACAGGUGCGGUUUGUUCUGGCUCACAUCCAACAGUGCUCAAUGCUGCUGCAGUGCUGCUCUGACCGAGCCCAGUCCCUGAGCUCCAGAGUCCAGAUGUAG